Aplysia californica (California sea hare) is the source of this 2345-nucleotide messenger RNA. RefSeq names its product ethylmalonyl-CoA decarboxylase. Gene Ontology annotation, cellular component: cytosol. Gene Ontology annotation, biological process: fatty acid beta-oxidation. Gene Ontology annotation, molecular function: enoyl-CoA hydratase activity. Lineage: Eukaryota; Metazoa; Mollusca; Gastropoda; Aplysiida; Aplysiidae. The record is from RefSeq and is a predicted model, not a curated record.
AUCUAUAAUCUGACAUGCUGUAACGGACGUAUCCUGUUGCAUCUUCGCCCGACCUGCUGAAAAGAACAACAAACGACCACAGAUCACAACUGUACAGUUUUUUUCGACGUACUCAAUUGCCCGGUCAGAAGGUCACUCGUGGCUUGCUGAUAAUUUUUCCAUCCUCGCUUUGCUUCAUUGAUCUUUCAUAGAUCUUUGAUGAUGUCUGUUUUGAAAUAAAAAUCAUGAACGCCUUCAAGCGGUUCUUUCUCACCAUGGCAACCAUCACAUCCAAGUUCAUCAGAGAGGCUCAAAAGCUGCCUCCUCUGAAGAUGUUCCUUCGAGCCUUUAGCUCUGCGCCUCAGAUGGAGUUGCUGCCCAUUAGGAAAGAGUUGGGCAAGUUCGAGGGCGGCUCUGUCGAUCUAGAGAUGGACGAACAAACGGGCAUUGCAGUCAUGACAUUGAACAACCCGAGGAGACUGAACUCAAUGACAGGGAAAAUGAUGGUGGAUAUGUCAGACAGGAUAACUCAGCUGGAGCAGUGGAAGAAGGGCAAAGGUUUGAUCCUCAUGGGGAUUGGAGGGAACUUUUGCUCGGGAGGUGAUCUGACGUUUGUGCGCAAGGCCUUGCAUUACGGGGCGGAGAUGGCCACGUACCAGCACCACACACUGACCAGACUCCUGAACCUUCCGCUCAUCAGUGUUGCUCUCCUUCAAGGGCACACUCUUGGGGGAGGGGCGGAGCUAUCGACAGCUUGUGAUUUCCGCGUCAUGUCCCCAACAGCCAAAGUGGGCUUUGUUCAGAUCAAGAUGGGCUUAACGACGGGUUGGGGCGCCACCACGCGAUUGGUUCACCUCCUGGGUCGGCAAAAAGCCUUGGGUCUGUUGUGCUCGGCAAAAGUCUUGUCUGCGGAGGAAGCGAAAUCCGAGGGUCUCGUGGAUAGUGUGAUGAUGUACGGCCUGUCGCAGGAAGAUGAGUUCACCGAGUGCAAGAAGUGGCUGGUGUCUAAUUAUUGCCGGCACGACUCUGAUUUGAUUCAGGCCACCAAGUCCUCUGUGGUAUACUCCGACCUGAACCGAGAUCUGGACACGUCUUUGAGAAAUGAGAGAGAGGUUUUUGCACAGUACUGGGGCGGCCCGGCCCAGAAAGCAGCUUUAGAAGCCAAUGUAAAGCAUAAUAAAUAAUGACAGUAAAUUAUUUGUUAAUGUAGGUUGUGCCUGUUAGUGUUACAAUUAUGUGUGUCACCACGUUGUGGAGUCAGGCUUGUGGGCAUGUGGGGUUAUUUAUAUCAUCUUAAAGCUUGUUCAUUUCUCUUGCUUGAUUUCAACAUGACGCCAUACAUUCAUACAUGCAAUUGGGAGUUUGGGUGGGAAAACCUCAAAAUUUUUUUACAUAUUUACCUGUUUUUGUGACUCUUCUUAUACAUUUGUAAUGCAGUGUCGCAAAAUGAGAUCAAAAUAAAAAAACAGUUGGGCACAGAUAACAUGAUCAGUCAAAGCUCGAAAUCACUGAGAAUUCUUACAAUAUACAAUAUAAUGCCAUUCCUCAAGAUAUGGAAAGGGAAGUGAUGACACCAGAGAGGUUGGUGGUGCGGGUGUGCUCUGAACAGUAUUGGUUAUGUUGUCAUGAAUGUGAUCUAAAUCUAAUGUAAGAGCAAUUUUAUUUUAGCCCUAAUACCAGGUGCCCACUGGCAGGAACGGAUAGGGCGGGGUUCGGGUUGAUUAAUGGCGGCUUCAGUGCACACUAAGAAUUUACUCCUUCCUUGUGUCAAAUUUAAAAAAAAAAUAUUUAAAAAAUUGACUGGUGUGCAGUGUUAGUUAUUGAGCUCAAACCUUACUGUUCACAACACAGCCACUUCCUUCCAUAUGGCUUCAACUUCAAAAUACUCAGGCAUGUCACGGUUACUGUGUUGACCAGUUCUUGAAUCCUGGUGGCGUGGAAAAUAUCGAUAGCAUUUUUUCUAGGCCUAUCUGUAUCAGCUUCUCCAAAUCUUCACUGACUUCAUCAUGUGUAGUAUUACAUUACGUGUGCAAAAAAUAUGAACCUGAUCUUGUGCCAUGUCUCUUCCCAUCUCUAAUCUAGUCCCAUCCUUGUGUAAAAAGCAGCAGAAAUUAGUAAGGAAGUUUGCCAUGACAUCAUAGUAAAAGAGUUUUUCCAUGACAUCAUAAUAAAACAUUACAGUGGAACUCGGAUUCAACGAGGUCGUCGGGCUUGACCUAAAGUCUCGUUGAAUCAGAGUGUUCGUUAAAGCAAACACAAUGUUUUUUGUAGAUAAUUACAGGCACUGAGCAAGUAAUGUGUGAGAGAAGUCACAAGUAAUGCCUGAAAUGCCUGCAUUAUUAUGAGCUCUACUAAAAAAAAAAAAA